Messenger RNA from Bacillus rossius redtenbacheri, 1245 nucleotides. Its product is annotated as farnesol dehydrogenase-like. NCBI's taxonomy places the organism in Eukaryota, Metazoa, Arthropoda, Insecta, Phasmatodea, Bacillidae. The transcript has 7 exons. The record is from RefSeq and is a predicted model, not a curated record. The coding region runs from base 119 to 1114 and encodes 331 amino acids.
AGUCGCGACUCGAUCGACCAGCGAGUGGCGUGGAGAGGACAUGGUUAUGCCCGCGUCGUGCCCGGCGGAGCGGCCGCCAUAACCGCGGCCAAUCACAGAGGCCGGGCCAACAAGUGGCAUGGUAGCGCCACGCAUGCGCGCCCCGGAUGUUCCGCGAAGCUCCGCAACCUUCGGGAACGCUCGGAAGCCAUCGCAAACGCUCGGCAGCCUUCGGGAACGCUCGGCAAAAGUCGGGAGCGCUCGUCUGCGCUCGGGCACGUUCGGCGAGUUCCCCCGCGUAGCGAGCGCUGGGAGCGGCCACAGUCGCAACUCGUCUCCCACAGCGGUGGACUGCGUGCAAGCCGGAGGGGUCGUCAUGGAUCGCUGGCGCGGGAAGGUGGCCGUGGUGACGGGCGCGAGCGCGGGCAUCGGCGCCGCGGUGGCGCAGGCGCUCGUCAGGCACGGCCUCAAGGUCGUCGGGCUGGCGCGCUCGCUGGACAAGAUGCAGGCGUACGCCGAGGAGCUGAAGGGCGCCCCCGGGGAGUUCCACCCGCUGAAGGUGGACAUGACGAAGGAGGCUGACAUCCUGGCCGCCUUCCAGUGGAUCAAGAAGCACCUGGGGGUCGUGCACGUGCUGGUGAACAACGCCGGCGUGGUGUACGAGGCCCGCCUGCUCGACGGCCCUACGGAACAAUGGCGGGCGAUAGUCGAAACCAACAUCCUGGGAUACAACAUCUGCACGAGAGAGGCCUACCAGAUCAUGAAGGAGAAGGGAGUGGAUGAUGGCCACAUCAUCAACAUGAACAGCGUGUGCGGGCACGGCAUGCCACACAACUACCCCUUCGUGGUGUACCUGGCGUCCAAGCACGCCAUCACGGCGCUGACCGACGGCCUGCGCAGGGAGCUCACUGACGCCGGCAGUCGCAUCAAGGUCACGAGCCUGAGUCCAGGAACGGUGAAGACUGACAUCAUGUACAGGAAUAACACGACUUCCGUGGACCCAGGCAAGGUGUACAGCAAGCACCCGUACCUCACCUCAGAGGACAUAGCCGAUUCACUGGUUUACGUUCUCAGCACCCCGCCGAACGUACAGAUAUCGGAGCUGACUAUUGCGCCUGUCGGGGAAAAGUGGUGAUAUGGGUUUUCUGGAAACCAGGCUGGGUGGAAGGUGCCAAAGGUGUAUAUGCCAUUUACCUGCAAAAUAUGUUAUAUCUGUAAAAUAUUUUCUUCAAUAAACAAUGACAACUGAACAUUAAAAUACAUAAA